UUGACACCUUCAACCGUUACCGUCCGGUAGUGUUUACUAAUAUCAUUCGAGUUAUGAUGUUAUGAACAUUCUCUCGUUUCAAAAUGUCAGCGUUUAUCUUGAUUUUAAUAUUUAUCGUGUCGACUUGCGACUCUUUAAGUAUAGGAGUUAAACAAAAUGUAACGAAACGUCAGACAGACGUAAACUUUUUUCCCGAUUGGGUACCAUUUAAGAACAAGCACGGAGAUGAAUUAGGAGAAUUCAUUGACGUUGCCAAAGCUAAGCCAAAAAAGAGAUUGGCACCCCCUGUCAAUUUCGUAAUGAGAGCUGUCGCUGAUUCAGAAAGUGAUGAUUAUUAUGAUAAAGGUACAGGUGGUGGUGACAGUGAUGAUUAUUACGAGAAAAAGGAAUGGUCUGAUCAAAACAGGCCUGGCCAAAAAGUUGGCUCCGUUAAAUUAGAUAAUAAUACUGACAUAUCAGACAUAGAAGGAAUUGUAAAUAUAAUCACGAAACCUAGCGACAGUCCUGUUCUUAAAGCGCUAAACCAGGGCAGAAAACAUUCAAGACGCCAUAACGAUAAACCAAAACGUGAAAACGAAGAAGAAUAUGUAGUCAAAAAGGACUCCGAGGACAGUGUAAAAGAAGUUAAUGAAAAUAAAGAUCCUAUUAUAGAUUUAAAACACGAAAAUGAAGAUAUCGAUUCAGAUUCGCGUUCAAAAAAUGAUGACACAUUGCAAGAAAAAAAUAUAGAAAAAAAUGAAGAAGAUGUCGAAGAUAAAGAUGAAGAUGAUGACAAAGUCGAAAAUGAAGUCAAAAGUAAAAAUGAUAACGAUGAAAAUGAAGAAGUAACUAAAGAAAAUAAAGAAAUUUCAAAGACAAAUGACGACAAUGAUAGUGCUGACUAUGACGAAACCACUACGGAAAACGAAAAAAAUGAGCGUGAAAAAAACGAGGCCGGAAACCAAGAAAAACAACGUGAAAACGACGCUAAAAAAGCAAAGAUACUUAAUAGUGUUGAUGAAUUAAAACAGAGGCAUGCAGAAGAACAGCGUUCAAUAUCAGAGAAAAUCAAAGAAGAAGAAAUGUUUGAAGAAGAAUUAGAGAGAGAAUUAGAAAGAACUGGAACAAAAAGGAAUAGUGAUGAUAAAUAUGCCCACCCUGGUUCAAAUUGGAAAAAAAUUACAAAAGAUUACGAUGAAUUCGAAGAUCGAGAACCAUCGUUUAAAGAUAAAUAUAAAAUAAACAAUAUUAAAACAACUACUACGACAACAACGACUACUACUACUACUCCAACAACUACGUCACGAAAAACAGUAAAACAAAGACAAAAGUCCAAUAAAAUUGAAGGAGAAGGUAAAUUUUCCGUAUUUAGAAAUCCAAAUUUGUAUACAGUGAGUGUUGACGAAGAUUAUUUAGCAACAACUAAAAAGCCGAAAAAGUCAAAGAUACGUAAACCUGAAAGAUUCUCAUCUAGAUAUUCAGCUCAAGGUAAUAGAGAUGAUGAUAAUAUUAGAAUAUCACUAGUUCCUGUAGACGCUGAAUCAAAAGAGGGCGAGCCAACGCUAUUUUUCCCGAAGGUGCGAAAAAACAAGCGUAAAUUUAAAAUAAAGACAACUACACCUGUUCCUGAUACCACAGCUGAUUCAAGCGAGGAAAUAAUAAGUGGCUUGAACAGUAAAACCGCGUCAAGAACACAUACAUAUACAGAAAGCAGUCCAUCUUCGUCGGAUGCAUUUUCAUCUGCGUCAAACACUGCACCAUCUGCGGAAACCGGUCCAGACGAUACUGCUCCUUCAGCAUCAGAUGCCAGCGAUGCCGCUCAUGCUUCAACGGAGAAAAAAGAGAAAAAGAACGACGAAAACUAUCACCGUGAAACAGGUGGCGAAAAAGAACAUUACUCGGAACAGGAUGACGUCCAUGAAGAACACGGGAAGAAAGCCUAUGAGGGCGUCCACAAAGAUAUCAAGGUCAAGAAAGGUCACCAUGACAAGGAGGACCAUCUAGAUAAGUAUGACGACCACGGUGGUAUCGACAAACAUCACCACAAAGAAGACGAUCACUACGGCUCCCACCACCACGAGGAACAUGGCAAGAAGCACGCCAAGUAUGAAGAAUCUGGCAAACAUUCAAAAGGGCACAGCACGAAAGGUAGCCAUGAUAUCCACAAAAAAGAUGAAUAUGAGAAGAAAGUAGAAUUCUUUGAAGAAGAAGGUGAUAUGGACGACGAAGAACACGACGGCGGCUAUCACAAGGACAAAGAACACUCAUCGGGAGGACACUUCAAGAAGGCAAAUCUGCAAGCUGUCCAUGAAGGAUUCGAUAAAGGCGAAAGAGGUCAUUUCAACAAAGGAGGACAUGUACAUUUCCACAAGGGUCAAAAAUCCUCGGGCGGUCAUGACUCACACCACAAGAACGGUAACAGUCACUUUAAGGCCGAAGGUCGCGAUCAUGGUAAAAAAUGGGUCUACCACCACGGCCACCCUGCCAAGACCGCUAACCUGGUCGUCAUAGACAGACGAGCGGACGCUUACCAGCACGGACCGCAAUAUUUUGGAUAA
Molecule: messenger RNA, 2537 nt
Organism: Vanessa tameamea
Lineage: Eukaryota; Metazoa; Arthropoda; Insecta; Lepidoptera; Nymphalidae
Product: myb-like protein X
Exons: 6
Coding region: 84-2537 (817 amino acids)
Source: RefSeq, a predicted model, not a curated record